This is a messenger RNA of Drosophila innubila, 777 nucleotides long. RefSeq lists its product as uncharacterized. The transcript is spliced from 4 exons. Bases 39 to 728 code for a protein of 229 amino acids. The record is from RefSeq and is a predicted model, not a curated record. Gene Ontology annotation, cellular component: membrane. NCBI's taxonomy places the organism in Eukaryota, Metazoa, Arthropoda, Insecta, Diptera, Drosophilidae.
AUAUUCAAACUUAAGUGCUAAAAAAAUAGAAUCUAAAAAUGCUGCCAACAAUUGUAAGAGUUUCCUUAGUAAUGGUUCUUGGACUGGUGACCGUGAUAACGAUGCGUAUUACGGUGCCCACGAUCUUGUUAUUCGAUGAACAGUUUUACUUUAAGCCAACGAAAAUCAUGGUAGUAAGAGUAUAUAUAUGUCUAACUGCUGUGAUUGUGCUUGAGAUGAUUUUGAUAUACCUGAGUGUUAGUUUGCUCUAUAUGACAACUGAUUGGAUUAUUGCAUUGUAUAUUCCCCUAUUGAUUUUUACAAUUUAUCAUACAUAUAAAUACUGUGUUGUCCACCUUGCUUCCCGAAUAACUGACAAAGUUGCUAAAGAUUUCCUUAUCAACCAUUGGAAUAGAUAUAUCGAGCAUGAUGAUCAGUUCUGGAUUCAGAUACAGCUAAAGUUACAUUGUUGUGGAUUAGAUGGACCAAGUACUUAUCUGGAUUACUUGCGGAGGGUGCACAAAUCGUGUUAUGUUAGUCAAUAUGAAAAAGGUCUGUUAAUUACCAGAGGUUGCUAUGAUGUCGUCUACGAUCAUUUCAAUGGAGUGCGGUUUCUGGCCAUUGCACUUAGCUGGUUUGCAUUGUUUUUACAGUUGCUUGUACUUGGACUAUAUGCUGGCCUCCUUAUAAAGAAGCACGGCAAGGUGCGUUUUUUAAGGAUUCAAAAGCUUAGAAUACACCACACAUGAAAUUUCUUUCUUUGUUAAUACUAAGGUUACAUAAAAUAUAUGUUUGAAU